AUGACGGAGUCUUUUCAGAAGUUAGAAAAGAUCGGAGAAGGAACUUAUGGUGUUGUGUAUAAGGCAAGAGAGAGAAACACAGACAGAAUAGUUGCCUUAAAAAAAAUAAGACUCGAGAAUGAGAAUGAAGGAAUUCCAGCUACAACAAUAAGAGAAAUAUUGCUUUUGAAGAACCUAAAACACUCAACGAUUGUUGAGUUAAGCGAUGUAAUUUACAACAACAACAAAAUGUAUCUUGUGUUUGAAUAUGUAGAACUCGAUCUAAGGAGAUAUUUAGAUAAAAUGAAUGAUGAAGGACGCCUUGCCGAUGAAGGCUUUGUCAAAAAAAUGUCCCAUCAAUUACUAACUGCAAUGGAGUACUGUCAUUCUAGGAACAUUUUCCAUAGAGAUUUAAAGCCUCAGAACAUCCUCAUAGAUCCCAAGGAAAACAUCAAGCUGGCGGAUUUCGGUCUUGGAAGGGCCGCUGGUGUUCCAUUAAGAACCUAUACUACAGAGGUGGUAACACUCUGGUAUAGGCCACCUGAAUUACUUCUAGGAUGUAAAUAUUACGACGCUUCUGUAGAUGUGUGGAGCGCCGCUUGCAUUAUGGCUGAGGUUGUCCUCAUGAAGCCCUUUUUCCCAGGAGACUCCGAAAUAGACCAAUUAUUCAGAAUAUUCAAGGUUCUUGGGACUCCAAGCAAUUCUAGAUGGUCAAAUGUAGAAAAUUUCCCAAACUAUAAAGUGGAAUUUCCUAUCUGGGAUCCCGUGGACUUGAAAACAAUCCUCAAAGCAGAUUCCGAUUUCAUUGACCUUAUUUCAAAGAUGCUUGAGUAUGAUCCGAAGCUGAGAAUGACAGCCAAGAGCGGAUUGUCUCACAGAUACUUCAAAAAUAUUCCCCCAAUACUAGAAUAA
Molecule: messenger RNA, 891 nt
Organism: Encephalitozoon romaleae SJ-2008
Lineage: Eukaryota; Fungi; Microsporidia; Unikaryonidae
Product: cyclin-dependent protein kinase
Exons: 1
Coding region: 1-891 (296 amino acids)
Biological process (GO): regulation of gene expression; protein phosphorylation; signal transduction
Cellular component (GO): nucleus; cytoplasm; cyclin-dependent protein kinase holoenzyme complex
Molecular function (GO): ATP binding; cyclin binding; cyclin-dependent protein serine/threonine kinase activity
Source: RefSeq, a predicted model, not a curated record